Molecule: messenger RNA, 2256 nt
Organism: Diatraea saccharalis (sugarcane borer)
Lineage: Eukaryota; Metazoa; Arthropoda; Insecta; Lepidoptera; Crambidae
Source: the annotation of a GenBank genome assembly
AGUCGCUUACCGCGCACCGACCGGCCUCCGCGCACCCUUACGCACGCACGCCCACCUGAAGGUGAUAAGGUGAUUGUUCGUUUAUGUGACAGAACGAUGGUGAAUUACACAUAAAUUCUUUAUCCAGUGCAACAGUAUAAUACUCUGUGUAGUCGAUUAUUUUUGGAAGCGCACAAGAUGCGGGCUGUGUGGUGGAGUGUGGCGGCGCUGGCGCUGCUAGCUGUCACCAGCGCUCUGAGGACCACGCAGGUGGAGGGAGCACCAAAAAGCAGUAGAAGGCUACCAGCGCCGAUUACGUCUGACAGUCCUACAGAAACGAGUGAGCCUCCUGAUGGAAAGUACACUAUCAAGCCGAGAACAAGUAGGAGGCGAGAAGAUGUUCCUUUACGAGAGGUGCGAACGAGAACGAGGAGUAAGUUAACGGAUAGACCAAAUGCUUCCUCUGAAGCACCAAAGGCUAUAGGACGCAACGAACGAUACGAUUCAAGAAGAACUCAAAGUAGGUCACGUAGUAGAAAUGUCAACAUCGAAAAAAACGCAACGGUGACGAACACAGAGAGAAACAUCAGAAAUCGAAAUCGGCAAAAUGUCCAAAUUACUACGACCACUUCACUUCCUGAAGUUUCUUCCCCAAUUAUUGAUGAAACUAAGAUUGAAGUCAUAAAUUCUAAUCUUCAAGAUCUAGAAAAAGUAUCACCAAGUGACGAUGUGAUACAGUCAAUUAGUAGAAACAAUCAGUUCAAAAGAAGAAGUUCUACUAGCUCUACUAUUCAAACAUCUGACAAAUUGGUGCCACAAAGAGUACGUGGUCGAAUUAAUACUCGACCUAUUGCUAGAUCACUUGACCUAGAUGGGACCACUAAUGCUAUAAUUGAUCCAGAAAAAGAGAUAACAACAGCUAGAUCAGUUGAUCUGAGAAAUUCCCGAAAAUUGAGAUAUAAAACUCGUCUAUCAGAAACAGAUUCAAAUUUAACUGGCGAGGGUCUUAAAGCUCAAAACAAUGUCAUAAAAUCUAGUCAGAAUGAGGACAAUGUUGCUAGUCAACCUGAAAUGCAAGUUUCUGCUGCAGGAGUAGUAGAAAAUAGUAUAUCGCAACAAAGUACCGAAAGUUUACCAGAAAAAACAGUCAUAAAAAUCAAAAAGGGUAUACGGCGACCAAUAUCAUCUCGAGGUAAAAUAAAUUUCAAACCUUCUCUCGAGUCAGCUAAAAAACCAAGUGAUGAAAUCAGCGACGAUGAUAACUACCCAGAGAGUUUUAAGGCCUUAAUUCAAGCAAAAAAUGCAUCGACACAGACGAGCUCUCCUAGAGGUGAGAGUUUGUCAGUGAAAGCAUCACAAAAAGUUUACAAAACUUACACAGCAUCUUCACAGUCAACUAACACUGGACCGGGCUUAAAUAAAUAUACAAGGGUAAUGUUACACUUCUCAGAAUGAGACUUAUAUUUUCUCUUUUGUAUUUUACUACUAAUAUUUUUUUUUCAUCUUCCAAGUUUCUCCGUCUUAUUUUGCUAUUAAUUCGUUUUCCAUUUUUUAUGAACUGUUGUUAUAAUCUCUGUAAAUAUCGUUACAGUAAAUAUCACUCAUUUAUGACUAAUAAAACUAACUUUUUCAGAUUGAAUGACCUUGUUGAUAUAAGAUAUAGUAAACACUUAGUGUACAUUUAAUAUAUUUAGUCACAUAAAUAAAUACUUUUAUCGAGACAACACAUUAUGAUACAUUUUUGGUUCGUGGUCAUAGAUUUUUUAAAUAUGUAUGAAGAAUAAUGUUGUAUUAUAGACAGAAGAUCAUAUUGAAUUAAAUUUUAUUUCAGUUACGAAGUAAACUAAAUGCUGAGAAGACUGAGAGCAAAGAAGAGCCUACUAAAUCAUUAUCAAACGAUACGCAACAGUUAAAAUCAUCAGAUUUAAGGCCUCGAGGAUCUUUUACUACUAGAAGCAGAAAGCUAUCUUCGUUUUCUCCAUCAUCCACUUCUAGUCAAACUACAGAAAAAUCACAAUAUAAGUUUAGUAGAAAAUUUAAGGUAACGACCACGGAAUCACCAAAACUUCGUAAUUCAACCAUGUCAAAAAGGACUGAAACUAAUGCUUUAUUAAAAAAAUCAGCCAGAUCUUCAUAUUAUCCGAGAAAAAGUUUUCAGAAGAAAAAUUCUACUACUGAAAAAUCUGUUAAUGCAAUUGACCAAAUAAAUAAUACCAGUAACGUCACCGCAGAUUCAUUUGUAGCGAAAAGCGUUUUGCCAAGAACUUCUUACUAUUC